UGUCAGAUUAGACAGAACUGGGCCGGAUGGAUCCGGCCUGCUCCUCAAAGGGCUAUGUAAACACAGAGGCCUCUUCCUUGAUUUGCAGUUGGACAAGCAACAUGCCAGAACAAAGUAAUGAUUACAGAGUGGUUGUGUUCGGAGCUGCCGGUGUUGGAAAGAGUUCUUUGGUCCUUCGUUUUGUCAGAGGGACCUUCCGGGAAACGUACAUACCUACCGUCGAAGACACUUACCGCCAGGUGAUCAGCUGCGACAAGAACAUCUGCACCCUUCAGAUCACCGACACCACGGGCAGCCACCAGUUCCCUGCCAUGCAGCGCCUGUCCAUCUCCAAAGGCCAUGCGUUCAUGCUGGUCUACUCUGUCACCAGCAGGCAGUCGAUAGAAGAGCUUCAGCCCAUCUACGAACAGAUCUGCCAGAUCAAAGGGGACAUCCAGAAGGUGCCGAUCAUGUUGGUAGGAAACAAGAGUGACGACGCCCAGAGAGAAGUGGACGCCAGGGAAGGGGAGGUCCUUGCCACCCAGUGGAAAUGUUCCUUCAUGGAGACGUCGGCCAAAAUGAACUACAACGUGCAGGAGCUUUUCCAAGAGCUCUUGAACUUGGAGAAGAGGAGAAGCGUCAGCCUACAAGUGGACGGCAAGAAAUCUAAGCAGCAGCGGAAGAAGGACAAACUGAAAGGCAAGUGUUUGGUCAUGUGAGAUGCUGGUUUCUGCUCCUCCUCCUGGGCCCUUAAAACAGGAGCAUAGACUUAAUCUUGCAGAACAUUCUCAUGUGUCCUGGGAAAGGGCUGGACAGAGAGAUUUCCAGAGGACCUGGAUGGCUUUGUUUGUUUUAGUUUUGCUUAUAAAUUUUGGUUCAAUUGAUUAUUUAUUCGAUGGAAGUUAGGCUUUGCAUGUUUUGUUCUGCAGAAGCAGAUGUUUGUUUUCUAUAAAAAGAACAGCAGCUGCUAACACCACUCAUGCCUCCUGCAACCACCAACCGGUAUUAGCCAUUGUACAGCAGGACAAGCUGCUAUAGUCAAGUGUAUGAUAAAAAGCAACAGAAACAGUCUGUAAGUCCACCUUUUGCCAGUGCUUUUCUGUCUGUCUGCAUCUUAGAACAUCCUAGGUAUGUUGCAUCUAAAACCCUCAUCACCUCUAGCUGAUAAUGAAGGCUGGGGGAUAAUGGGGGUUGUAGU
Messenger RNA from Elgaria multicarinata webbii, 1177 nucleotides. It is a transcript of the gene DIRAS3, whose product is annotated as DIRAS family GTPase 3. The transcript is spliced from 2 exons. Gene Ontology annotation, cellular component: plasma membrane. Bases 27 to 698 code for a protein of 223 amino acids. Gene Ontology annotation, molecular function: GTPase activity; GDP binding; GTP binding. Gene Ontology annotation, biological process: signal transduction. NCBI's taxonomy places the organism in Eukaryota, Metazoa, Chordata, Lepidosauria, Squamata, Anguidae. The record is from RefSeq and is a predicted model, not a curated record.